CCUGGCAAGGGCCCCUAUCACGGCCCCAUCGUGCACUGCGCCCUUCUGGGCUCCUACGUGCACCGUGUGUGGAGCGAGAUGGCCGAGCAGGUGGACGGCGAGGGGCGCGCGGCAGCACGGCCGCUGCUCACCGACCUCUACCAGGCCACUAUGGCGCUGGGCUACUGGCGCGCGGGCCGGGCGCGCGAGGCCGCUGAGUUCGAGCUCUUCUUCCGCCACUGCCCGUUCGGCGGGUCCUUCGCCCUGGCCGCGGGCCUGCGGGACUGCGUGCGCUUCCUGCGCGCCUUCCAGCUGCAGGAUGCAGAUGUGCAUUUCCUGGCCUCGGUGCUACCCCCAGACACUGACCCAGGCUUCUUCGAGCACCUUCGGGCCCUUGACUGCUCCGAGGUGACUGUGCGGGCCUUGCCAGAGGGUUCCCUGGCCUUCCCUGGUGUGCCGCUGCUGCAGGUGUCAGGGCCGCUCCUGCUCGUGCAGCUGUUGGAGACUCCGCUGCUCUGCCUAGUCAGCUAUGCCAGCCUUGUUGCCACCAACGCGGCUCGACUGCGCCUGAUCGCAGGGCCUGAGAAGAAGCUGCUGGAGAUGGGCCUGCGCAGAGCUCAGGGUCCAGACGGGGGCCUCACUGCAUCCACCUAUAGCUACCUGGGUGGGUUCGACAGCAGCAGCAACACCCUUGCUGGGCAGCUUCGAGGUGUACCUGUGGCAGGAACCCUGGCCCACUCCUUUGUCACCUCAUUUUCAGGUAGUGAGGUGCCCCCUAACCCGAUGUUAGCUCCAGCCACUAGUGAGGGCCCCACAGUGGACCUGACUGUAAGUGUAAAGUUGUGGCUAGAGCGAGUGUGCACUCAUCUGGAGCUGGAGGUGCAAGAGCCACACCCUGGAGAACGAGCAGCUUUUGUGGCCUAUGCUCUAGCCUUUCCCAGGGCUUUCCAGGGCCUGCUCGACUCCUACAGUGUACUCAGGAGUGGUCUUCCCAACUUCCUGGCAGUAGCCCUGGCAUUAGCGGAGCUGGGCUACAGGCCAGUGGGCGUGAGGCUGGACAGUGGUGACCUUCUUCAACAGGCUAAGGAGAUCCGUGGCAUCUUUCGAACAGUUGCUGCUCAGUUCCAGGUGCCCUGGCUGGAGUCUGUUCCUAUCGCAGUUAGCAACAACAUUGAUGAGAAGGAGCUGGCCCGACUGGCCCAGGAGGGCAGUGAGGUGAACAUCAUCGGCAUUGGCACCAGCGUGGUCACCUGUCCCCAACAGCCUUCUAUGGGCUGUGUCUACAAGCUGGUGUCUGUGGGAGGCCAACCUCGAAUGAAGCUGACAGAGGACCCUGAGAAGCAAACACUGCCAGGAAGCAAGGCCGCCUUCCGGCUCCUCGCCUCCGAUGGGUCUUUGCUACUGGACCUGCUGCAGUUGGCCGAAGAGCCUCCACCCCAGGCUGGGCAGGAGCUGAAGGUUUGGCCUCCAGGGGCCCAGGAGCCCUGCACAGUGAGGCCAGCCCAGGUGGAGCCACUGCUGAGACUCUGCCUGCAGCAGGGACAGCUGUGUGAACCACUUCCAUCUCUGGCAGAGUCCAGAGCAUUCGCCCAGAAGUCUCUGAGCCACCUCAACCCUGCCUACAAGCAGCUGCAGAGCCCUGCAGUGUAUCAGGUGGUAAGGUCAGAAAAGCUUCAGGCACUGGUGAACAGUCUGAGUGCCAGAGGUCCCUUGUAAGAAUCACAGGUGCCAGGUGUGGUGGCGCACACCUUUAGUCCCAGCAGAGGCCAGCAGAUUUCUGUGAGAUGGAGGCAAGCCUGGUCUGCACAGUGGACUCCAGGCCGGCUGUGGCUGUAGGGAAACCCUGC
Nannospalax galili (Upper Galilee mountains blind mole rat) is the source of this 1826-nucleotide messenger RNA. RefSeq names its product nicotinate phosphoribosyltransferase (gene Naprt). The coding region runs from base 79 to 1695 and encodes 538 amino acids. Gene Ontology annotation, molecular function: nicotinate phosphoribosyltransferase activity. The record is from RefSeq and is a predicted model, not a curated record. Lineage: Eukaryota; Metazoa; Chordata; Mammalia; Rodentia; Spalacidae. The transcript has 13 exons. Gene Ontology annotation, biological process: NAD+ biosynthetic process.